Cucumis sativus (cucumber) is the source of this 912-nucleotide messenger RNA. Its product is annotated as metalloendoproteinase 5-MMP. The record is from RefSeq and is a predicted model, not a curated record. The transcript has a single exon. Gene Ontology annotation, molecular function: zinc ion binding; metalloendopeptidase activity. The coding region runs from base 1 to 912 and encodes 303 amino acids. Lineage: Eukaryota; Viridiplantae; Streptophyta; Magnoliopsida; Cucurbitales; Cucurbitaceae. Gene Ontology annotation, cellular component: extracellular matrix. Gene Ontology annotation, biological process: collagen catabolic process; proteolysis; extracellular matrix organization.
AUGGCUUCUAAGCUAUGUCUCCAACUCUGCCUACUUUUGGCCUUCAUUACACCUCAUUUGACCUCGGCUCGUCAUCUUCACAACCGCAAACCUUCUCCAUUUCUAUUUCCCAAGCAUCUCAUAGGAAGUAGUAAAAACGAUAGCAUCGUGGAAGGAAUUCAUAAAGUCAAGGCUUACCUUCAACGUUACGGUUACUUAAGCAAUGAAAAUGAAAAAAAAUUGAGUACAGAUGCAUUCGAUGACGACUUGGAAUCCGCCAUUAAAUCGUACCAAAAAUUCUCCAACCUUAAGGUAAGCGGAGUCUUAGACAGGGAGACCCUACAACAAAUGUCGAGGCCUCGAUGUGGGGUGAGAGACACUUAUGUAUCAGUAGGACAACAAGAACAUGAGAAUAAGAAUACUAAUAUUGAAAUUGGUGGUUCACAUUACACGUUCUACUACAACCACGUAACAUGGCCAGCUGAGAGGAGGCACUUGUCGUACGGAUUUAUCCAUGAUUUCCCACCGCAGCACGUCGACACAGUGCGUCGAGCUUUCCAGACAUGGGAAGAUAAUACGAAAUUUUCGUUCUUCCUAUCCCCGAGAGUACAAACAGCAGACAUAUUGGUAAGUUUUGAGAGAGGGGAACAUGGAGAUCAUGAACCGUUUGAUGGAGAAGGGGGAAUAUUGGCACACUCGUUGGGAGCGGUCGAUGGGAGAGUGCACUUUGACGCAGAUGAUCGGUGGGAAGGGGAUCCUAUGGAACGGUAUGACCUUGAGACUCUUGCAUUGCAUGAGAUUGGACAUGCGCUUGGGCUCGGCCAUAGCAGUUCCUCAUUGGCCAUCAUGUGGGCUUAUAUGUACAAAGGUUUCCCCAAGACUCGCUUGACUAUUGACGAUAUUGAAGGCAUUCGUGCUUUAUAUGGCUCUUAA